AUGCAUUGGAUUUGGGAGUUCUUGGAGGAUUCAAAAUCGAGUAAAGUGGCUGAACUGCCGUGCCCCUUCCUCACUCAAGGAUUUGGCUUCAAAGUGGAACAAGAAUGGGUUCUUCUGGGGGAUCGAGGUUACACGUGGGAAGCAGUUGAUGUGGACAAAAAAGUGCUUUAUAAAAUAAACCUAUGUUUUGGUAUUCAAGAGUGUGGAAAAUCAAGUGCAGUCUGUGCAUACAACUUCAUUAACAAGACCUAUCUGUCUGUAGGUGACUUACACUUGAAAAGAGUUUCUGAAACUCUUCUGGAACUCAACACUACAGAUACCUGUUUGCAGCAAGACAGUCAUCACCAAAUUCAAAGCAACAUUAAUUUCUUGUGUGGGAAAACACUGGGUACCCCUGAAUUUGUAACAGCAACAGAGUGUGUGCACUAUUUUGAAUGGAGGACCUUUGUGGCUUGCAAGAAAGACUUAUUUAAACCUGUGAAAGAGGUCCCUUGCUAUGUGUUUGAAGAUUUGAAGAAGCACGACCUGAAUCCUCUCAUCCAAGUUUCAGGACACUACUUGGUGGAUGAUUCUGACGAUGAUUCCUUGUUCAUAAAUGUCUGCAGGGAUUUAGGAAGUUCAAGUGAAGAGACCAGAAACUGCCCUGCUGGCAGUGCUGCUUGCUUGUUACACAAAGGCCAGGCAUAUGACGUUGGCCAUCCACAGGAACAGCUGAAACUUCAUGACAAAGACAGGCUGGUAUUGAGUUAUGAGAAAAUAUAUAGUGAUGAAGAAAAACCAGACUUCUGCCUAGGCCAUAACCCAGCAGUGACGAUCACUUUUGUUUGCCCAUCAAAGAGAGGAGAAGAGAGUGCAGGUCCCAAACUCACAGCAAAAACCAAUUGCCGGUAUGAAAUUGAGUGGGCUACUGAGUAUGCGUGUCACAGGGAUUACCUGGAGAGUAAGAACUGUCUUCUGACUAAUGAGCAACAUGACAUCUCCAUUGAUUUAAGGCCACUUGUUCAAUUGCCAAAUUAUGUCACACCAUAUGAAGCCAAAGAUGCCAAAGGGGAGUAUUACUAUUACUUGAAUAUAUGUGGGAAAACCACUGCAGGUAACUGCAAGGACAGCACAGGGUAUGCUUCAUCUUGCCAAGUAAAGCUGUCGAGUAACCAGCAAAAAGUGGCAGGAAGAUUUCAGAACCAAACCCUAAGAUACUCUGAUGGAGAUCUCACUUUAAUUUAUCCAGAUGGGGAUGCCUGUAGUUCUGGCUUUCAGAGAAUGACUGUCAUAAACUUUGAGUGCAAUGAAACAGCAGGUAAUGAUGGCAGAGGAUCUCCAGUGUUUACUGGUGAAGUGGACUGCACCUAUUUAUUUACCUGGGAUACAAAAUAUGCAUGUGUUAAAGAGAAAGAAGAUCUCCUUUGCAGAGUUACUGAUAAAAGAAAGCACUAUGACUUGUCACCUCUGAUCCGCAGUUCAGAGUUAGACCAGAACUGGGAAGCUGUGGACAGUAGCUUUUCGGAGGUAGGGAGGAAACAUUAUUACAUCAAUGUCUGCCAUAAAGUGUGGAAGAGAGGAGGAGCUUCCAGCUGUCCAGAUGGUGCUGCUGUUUGCUCUGUUGAUAAACAAAACAACAGUAAGAAUCUUGGAACAUUUAUGUCUUCUCCUAAAAAGGUUGGAGAAAAUAUUCAACUUACCUAUUCAAAUGGAGACAUCUGUGAUGGUAAACAAAAGAUAAAAACUGUCAUCACUCUAAUUUGCAGACCAGGUGAUCUAGAAAGUGCUCCAAUCCUGAUGUCUGCCAGUGUAUGUUCAUAUGCAUUUGACUGGUAUACUGCUGCUGCGUGUGUCCUGUCUAAAACUGAGGGUGAUAACUGUCAAGUCUCUGAUCCUCAGGCAGGCUUCUCUUUUGAUUUGUCACCUCUUGCCAAGAAAAAUGGAUACUACGUAGCUAAUACUACUAAAUACUUGUUUUACAUAAACAUCUGUGGCAGUGUGCCGGAUGAGUUGUGUGACACAAAAUCAGCAGCAUGCCAAGUAACACAUAGUAAGGGUCAGUCUUGGAGUCUUGGACUGCCCAGUUCCAAACUUUCAUAUUAUGAUGGUCUGAUUCAGUUGACCUACAAAAAUGGUACAGCAUACAACGAUGAGAAGAAAACACGACGAUCUACCCAUAUAACUUUCCUGUGUGACCAUCUGGCUGGAGUAGGUCAGCCUGAAUAUCAGGUAGAAGAUAACUAUACCUACAACUUCAGGUGGUACACUGAAUAUGCUUGUCCUGAAAUGCCUCUGGAAUGUGUUGUGACUGAUCCCAACACCAUGGACCAAUAUGACUUGUCAAGCUUAGCAAAAUCUGAAAAGAGGGGUGAGAACUGGUAUGCCAUGGAUAAUUCAAGCCCCAAUGAGCGCAAGAAGUACUACAUAAAUGUCUGUCGACCCCUGAUUGCUGUCCCAGGAUGCGACCGGCGAGCGUCUGUCUGUCAGAUGGAGUAUCGGCGUGAUCAUGUUUCUUACUCUGAAGUCACCUCCAUUAGUAAUCUUGGUGUUGCCAGCAAAGAACUAGUAGUUGAAAGACCUGGACAUAUUCUUCUAACUUAUGCAGAUGGCUCUGUGUGCAUAGAUGCUGAUGGAAGGAAGACUACGUAUAACACCACCAUCCAUUUCGUCUGUUCCAGAGGCACUUUUAGUAGCAGCCCACGGUUUAUAGCUAUUCAGGAGUGCAUAGCCACAUUCUUAUGGGAAACUGAGGCUGCCUGUCCAAUCAAGGAAACAAAAGAUGAUUCUCAGUCCUGCUCUGUGCGAGAUCCAAACACUGGCUUUCUGUUCAAUCUGCAGCCAUUAGCUUCUGAAAAAGGCUAUAUGACUACUGGCAUUGGAAAGACUUUCAUGCUAAACAUUUGUGGAAUCAUGCCAGACUGUGGUGAAAUCAACGGCAAAGCAGCUGCUGGUUGUGAAGCAGAAAAGCUAACAUCAGUGAGACUGGUGGAACUGGACAAAACCCUGUAUCUGUCUGAAGGGUUUAUUACUCUAACCUACAGAGGUCCUCUUCAUGUGGAGUCAGGAGCAUCAGACAAGUUCACAGUGACUUUCAUUUGUAAUGAUUCAUAUCCUGGAGAGCUGAAGUUUGUACGUGAAGAGAUAAACAGUGCGAUGAACAUCCAUGAUACUUUUUUUGAGUUUCACACAGCUCUGGCCUGUGCUCCUGCUCCUGUAGAUUGCCAGGUUACAGAUGCUGCUGGGAAUGAGUAUGAUUUAAGUGACUUAAGCAAAGAGGGUGAACCAUGGGUUGCUAUAGACACUUCAAAAGAAGCAAAGAAGCGAACGUUUUUCUUGAAUGUCUGCAAGCCUUUGCCCUAUGUGCCUGCAUGCCCUGGUGGUGCCAUAGGAUCUUGUGUGAAAUACACUGAUACAAGCAAAAACCUUGGAGUCAUUCAAAUAAGCCCACAAGCUGCUACUGAUGGGUCAUUAAGCAUUAUUUACCUGAAUGGUGACACGUGCAAAGAUAAGCAACGUUAUUCUACACGUAUAAUCUUCCAGUGCGAUCAAACAAUGGGAUCACCAGUGCUGGAGCAAGAGGAUAACUGUGAGUUUGUAUUUGUUUGGAGAACCUUGGCAGCUUGUCCUGUUCACAAAGCAGAAGGAGAAGAUUGCCAGGUGAAAGAUCCAAGGUAUGGUCAUGUUUAUAACCUGAAGCCACUUUCCAAUAAAGACAUAAAAGUGAGUACAGAUGAGUAUGACUACUACUUGAGAGUUUGUGGAGAACUAACAGAACCUUGCAAAUCAGAGGCUCAGGCUGUGUCAUCGUGUCAAGUAAAGAAGAUGGGCAACACUUUCAGAAAAGUAGCAGGCUUGCUUACAAAAAAACUGACUUUUAAAAAUGGUUUAAUAAUGAUUAAUUACACCAGUGGAGAAAAAUGUCAUAAAAUAUAUGAAAGAUCAACUGCCAUAUUAUUCUACUGUGACAAGACUACAUCUGAGCCUGUGUUUCUGAAGGAAACUCCAGAUUGCACCUACAUGUUUGAAUGGCAUACUCAGUAUGCUUGCCCACCUGUUAAAUCUAUUGAGUGCUCCUACAAGGAUGAUGAAGGAAACUUCUAUGACUUUUCAUCUCUGACACGGCAUAGAGAGAAUUGGGAGGCAAUUACUCUAACUCCUUCUACACAGAAAUACUAUAUUAAUGUCUGCAAGCCCUUAGUACCAUAUGGUGCUGCACGUUCCUGUCCUUCUGAUGCUGCUGCUUCCCUCAUGGAGGGUGCAAAAUGUACAAGUCUUGGGGAAGUUGCUGAUGGUCCCCGAUGGGAAAAUGGCAUUUCUACUCUGAAAUAUAUUAAUGGGGAGCAGUGUCCAGAUAAAAUUCGCAAGAAAACAACAAUAUUGCGCCUCAAGUGUGAUGAAAACAGAAUUGAAUCAAAGCCAGAACUUAUAAUGGCCAUUGAAGACUGUGACUAUACCUUCUUGUGGUUCACUGCUGCUGCGUGUCCUCUGAAGAGCAAUGUGCAAAAUGACUGUCGGGUAACCAAUCCUGCAACAGGCCACCUCUUUGAUUUGACACCGCUAAAGCGAGAAUCUGGCUAUACCAUCAGCGACUCACACAACAGAAAAAUUGAGUUGAACGUUUGUGCUGAAGUUAAAAGUGCAUGUGCUAACGGAGCUGCUGUCUGCAUCACUGGUGGUCCAAAACCAAUUAAUGCUGGAAAACCGAGCAAAACUUUAACUUAUGAAGAUCAGGUGUUAAGGCUUGUCUAUGAAGGUGGAGAUCCUUGCCCUGCAGACCCUGAACUGAAGCAGAAAAGCUAUUUUAGCUUUGUAUGCAAGUCUGACAUUGGCGAUGACAGCCAGCCUGUCUUUCUGUCUUUCGACGAGCAGUCAUGCACUAGUUACUUCUCAUGGCAUACUUCCUUGGCUUGUGAGGAAGAGGUGAAGUGCUCAGUGUUGAAUGGUAGUUCCAUUAUUGACCUGUCUCCUCUGAUCCAUCGCACUGGGUAUUAUGAGGCAUUUGUGGAUGAAGAUAUAACAGGUGCUUCUCCAGACUUCUACAUCAACAUUUGUGAGCCUCUCAAUCCUAUCAAAGGUGUCAGUUGCCCGCCUGGAGCAGCUGUUUGCAUGGUUCCUGUUAGUGGACCACCAAUAGAUAUUGGUCGUGUUACCGAACCUCCCAAAUUAAACAAGGCAGUACAUGAAGUUUACAUCACUUACAACAGCACUACUCCUUGUCAGAUAAACAACAAAUUGAACUAUACUUCUCUUAUUGUAUUUCACUGCAGCCAAGGAACCAGUCUGGGCAAGCCAAAGAUGGUACGGAAGCUUGACUGCAGUUUUGUGUUUGAGUGGGAAACUCCAAUUGUGUGUCCUGAUAACGUGAAAACUUUAGGCUGCUCUGUGACUGAUGAGCAGCUACACUAUACUUUUGACCUGGCAAGCCUUUCUGGAAGAUCAUUUGAGGUAUAUUCUGGAUCCAACAGUUACCAUAUUGGUGUAUGUAGUCAGGCAGCAGACUUGCCCCAGGGAAAGUGCAAAGAUGGGGCAGUGUGCCUGACAACUGGAAGUGGUGUGUCAUCUUUUGGGAACAUAAAGGAAAUGAAAAUGGACUACAGCCACCAGGAUGAAACAGUCAUCUUGCAGUAUACAGGCGGUGACCGGUGCCCUCCAGUGACUGAAAAGGGAGACCUUUGUGUGUUCCCCUUCAAAUACAAAGGGAAGACCUAUGAGGGAUGUAUUACAGAAGAAAAGAAUAGGCCAUGGUGUGCUACAACUGAGAACUACCAGGGAGAUGGAAAGUGGGGAUUUUGUGGAAAUGCAACUGCAAAAAGGGAAUCUACCAUUAUCUUUGCAUGUGAUGAAAAUGCUGGUGUUGGGAGACCACGCAUUUUGAGUGAGACACUUGGCUGUACCGUGACAUUUGAAUGGAAGACACAGGCUGUUUGUCCUCCUAAGAAAAUGGAGUGCAAGUUUGUCCAAAACCACAGAACUUAUGACUUGAGGAUGCUUUCUUCCCUGACGGGGUCAUGGAUCUUUUUCCACAAUGGGAACUCGUACUAUGUGAAUCUCUGUCAGAGGGUACAUGAAGGACCCACGGGCUGCCCUGAAAGAGCCAGUAUUUGCAGGAAAAGCAACAAUGGAGACGUUCAAGUUCUUGGACUUGUUCAUACACAGAAGUUGAAUGUGACAGGUGAUACAGUGUAUAUUAGUUAUUCCAGUGGGCAGGAAUGUAGGAACAAUAAGAAAGUAACGACAAUUAUAGAACUGAAGUGUGCAAAAACAGUUGGUAUGCCCAUGCUGCAGAGAAUUGAUGAAGAAAACUGCGCUUACUACAUCACUUGGGACACACGAGCAGCUUGUGCCGUGAAGCAGCAGGAGGUGAAGGUGGUGAAUGGAACAGUUAUUAAUCCUGCAACUGGGAAAAACUUCUCUUUAGGGGACGUUUAUUUCAAGUUGUACACGGCUUCUGGGGACAUACGGACAAAUGGCGAUCAAUACAUAUAUGAAAUUCAGCUUUCUGGUAUAAGAAACUCAAGCUUCCCUGAAUGCUCUGGAGCAAACAUCUGCCAGGUUAAAACUAAUGAACGUCGUUUUCGGAGAGUUGGUUCUGCCAAAAAAGCUAAAUAUUAUGUUGAGGAUGACGACUUGGAUGUCAUAUUUUCAUCAGACUCCAGAUGCGGUAAAGAUAAAUCAAAGUUUGUGUCUUCAACCAUUUUCUUCCACUGCAGUCCACAAGUAAGAGAAGGCAUCCCUGAAUUCCUUCAUGAGACAGCAGAUUGCCAGUAUUUAUUUACCUGGUACACAUCUGCUGUGUGCCCACUAAUGUCAACCAGUGAUCCGGGAAGCAAUAAGCACCAGACUGAUCAGGAAGCCCAAGUGCAUAAAGGCCUUUCAAGGAGAAGUCAGGCUGUUGGUGCUGUGCUGAGUGUCCUCCUAGUUGUUCUCACUGCAUGCCUAAUAAUUUUGCUGUUCUACAAAAAAGAGAGGAGGGAAACUGUAAUAAACAAGAUAACGAACUGCUGCAGAAGAACAUCCAGUGUUUCCUACAAAUACACAAAGAUAAAUAGUGAAGAAGAAGUUAAUGAGAAUGAAACAGAGUGGCUUAUGGAGGAAAUUGCAACGCCAAAUCAAAGAGCAGCAAAGGGAGGGCAGGAGAAUGGUCACAUUACUACCAAGUCUGUUACAUCUGAAGCCCUUACCUCUCUCCAUGUGGAUGACCUGGACAGUGAGGAUGAAGUGUUAACCAUUCCAGAUGUGAAGAUAGAGACAGGAAGAGGAGUAGACAAGGGCAAGCACCCACAAAAGAAGCCACACAGUUUUGGAAGUGAUGACAAAGUUUAUUUGCUGAAUGGAGGAAAGGAGAGGAAAGCAAAAGCCAAGCCAGGCCAGCAACAGGCACAGAACUCUACAAAUACAGUAUCGUUUCAUGAUGAUAGUGAUGAGGACUUGUUGAAUGUUUAAUAACCCCUCUUGUGCCUAAUCAAAUAUAUAUAGAGAGAUUAUGUAUAAUGGGACUACAUUUCCAACCAAAUAUGAGGACUUCGGCCCGAAAGAUUUUUCUGAAUUUUGCCUUUAACAAGAAACCAUUGAAAAGGGAAGAAGAGAGAGAUUUCUUGGUUGUUUACAAUGAUCUGUUCAGUAGUAACUGGAUUUCUAACACCCAGUUGACUCUCUCUAGCCAGGACACUUUUUAAGCCUCAGCAUGGAUGUUAAAUGCCUGCUUAAAAAAGAGAAACCUUUAAAAUGGGAAGGAUUACAGCUCAAUGAAGCCCCUGGCUCCUGAGACUCAAGUUAUCUGACUACUAGCUUUUAACUCCUUGUAUUUAUUGAUCCUCACUACUCAGGUUUGCUUAAUAGCAACGUGUUCUUCCUGCCGGCAGGGUAUUAUUCUAUGGGUUUACCCAUUGUAAGAUGAGGAAAAAAUACAGCUUUUGUGUGUUGGGAUGAUUUGAUGUAAAUUUUGGAACUGGUCUAAUUUAUCCUGUAAAUUUGAAUAUCCAUUCUAAUUUAAACAGAUCAUUGGUUCAGAGGUAUUGACUGAAAGGUACAACUCUGUAUAGCUUUAGGCUGAAAUGGUUGCUGUUCUUUGCAUGAUUUUUUUUUUUUUUGGUACUGGUCAUGAGACUGACUUCAUCAGUAU
Merops nubicus (carmine bee-eater) is the source of this 8101-nucleotide messenger RNA. It is a transcript of the gene IGF2R, whose product is annotated as insulin-like growth factor 2 receptor. Gene Ontology annotation, cellular component: trans-Golgi network. The record is from RefSeq and is a predicted model, not a curated record. Gene Ontology annotation, molecular function: D-mannose binding; signaling receptor activity. Lineage: Eukaryota; Metazoa; Chordata; Aves; Coraciiformes; Meropidae. Gene Ontology annotation, biological process: lysosomal transport. The coding region runs from base 1 to 7422 and encodes 2473 amino acids. The transcript is spliced from 48 exons.